AUUCAAGAAAAAUUUUCCUCCUGCAGAAAUAAAAUAAAAAUUCCACUAAAAUCAGAAAUAUUUUUAACGAUGUACAAGAUGGGAAAUGUAUGCAAUUAUACUAUUUUCCACGACACAUGAAAUUAUAUAGUUAAAAAAUAAUUUACAAUAUUCUUUUUCGUUCUAAUAAUAAAAAAAGUGUUUAUUCUUUUCCAUCGUCUAUAUAGAGUGAUUUAUGGGGAUAAUUACACCUGAAGGAAUCAAUCGUCAUCAAAAAACAAGAAAAUUCAACGAGAAAACAAAAUGGAUAAAUCGAUUAGAAAAAUUUCGUCAGGCGAAAAAUGUGCCUUAGAUCAUAAUAUUUUAAGCAAACAACCAACUCUACAGCAUCUCACGAAAAUGGCACCUGUUGACAUUGAAUUCACGGAUCUCACUUAUUCAGUGCCGACUGGCAGAAAAGGUUCAAAAAUGAUAUUAAGAGGUGUCAGUGGACAAUUUAAAUCUGGAGAACUAACUGCAAUUUUGGGUCCAUCUGGAGCAGGAAAAUCGACUCUUCUAAAUAUUUUAGCCGGUUACAAGUGUGAAGGAUCAAAUGGAUUAAUUUCCAUAAAUGGACAACCGAGAGAACUUCGGCAGUUCAAAAGAUCGUCAUGUUAUAUAAUGCAGGAAGAUUUACUUCAGCCUAGACUUACUGUCCUUGAAGCUAUGCGUUUUGCUGCAGACCUUAAACUCGGAAACAGGUUGACACCAAGUGAAAAAUUAUCGGCAAUUAAUGAGAUUAUUGAUGUACUUAGACUGAAGAAAGCCAUAAAUACAAUAACAGAAAGAUUAUCCGGUGGUGAAAGGAGAAGACUUUCGAUUGCUCUCGAGUUAGUGAAUAACCCUCCAGUAAUUUUUCUCGACGAGCCAACAACAGGUCUGGAUGAAUUGUCUUCAGUUCAAUGUAUAGAUUUAUUGCAAAGGGUGGCAAAAGGUGGAAGAACCGUAAUUUGUUCAAUUCACACACCGAGUGCGAGUAUUUUUGCAAAAUUCCAACAUGUUUAUAUUGUUGCAAAAGGACAAUGCGUUUACAGAGGACACGCUGGAAAUGUUGUUCCAUUUUUACAGAAUAUUGGCAUUGAAUGUCCAAGACAUUAUAAUCCUGCUGAUUUUGUGAUAGAAGUUUCGUCCGGAGAAUAUGGCAGUGAUUUAGUUGAAAGAAUGAUCGGUUAUGUUGAUACAAUAUCGCCGAUCACACCAAUUGUUAGAAUUGAAUAUUUUCAAUCGGAACUUGAACAAGAAAUAACAAAAAUUUCAUGGUGCGAUCAAUUUCGAAUACUCUUGAGUAGAAUGAUGCUCCAGCUCUAUAGAAAUCGAAAUUAUUUGUACCUGAAGUUAUGUUUGCACAUAUUCCUUGGUGUUAUCAUCGGUAGUCUAUUUUUGGGAAUAGGCAACGACGGUUCGAAAACACUCUUCAAUUUUGGCUUUUGUUUCACGUGUCUAAUUGUUUUCCUCUACAUUCCCAUGCUUCCGGUAUUAUUGCACUUUCCUUCGGAAGUUCAUCUCAUAAAAAGGGAACAUUUUAACAGAUGGUACGAUCUCAGUCCAUACUUUUGUGCUCAUACACUUUCCAGUAUCCCAGCUCAGAUAAUCCUUGGUUUUAUUUACUUAUCAAUGGUCUAUUUAAUAACGGGACAGCCUCUCGAAACUUAUAGAUGUGUAAUGUUCUUCAGCACGUGUUUAGUUUCUGCAUUAAUCUCAGAAACAAUGGGAUUUGCAAUAGCCAGUACAUUAAACAUCGUGAAUGGAAUAUUUUUGGGACCAGCUUUGACAGUGCCUUUAAUGUUACUUUCCGUGCAAGGAAUGGGAAGUACCGAGCCAUUGCCAAUUUAUCGAACAUUUGUCAUGUAUUUGAGUUACAUUCGCUAUGGUCUUGAGGGACUCAUAACCGCCACUUACGGUUAUAAUAGACAAAAAUUGCCCUGUCCAAAUGACGAGAUUUACUGUCACUAUCGAGUGCCUCGAGAAUUAUUACGUAUUUUGGGUAUGGAGAACGUAAUUUUUUGGGUGGACUUUGUAGCUCUGAUUGUGACUCUAAUUUUAUUUAAAGCCCUCACGUAUUAUUUGCUCCGACAACGUUUGCAGCCGAACAAAACAUUCCGGGCACUUCACUUGAUUGGCAGACUUGUCAAAAAUUAUUUUAGUAUUCAAUGAUUAAAUGAUGGAUAGGAAUCAUAAAUUUUUUACACACAAAAAGAAAGUUUUCUUUUUUUUUACAAAAAAGAAAAUUAAUAAUUUAAAUUACGUUAAAAACUAUACUUAUUUAAAUUAUUAAAA
This is a messenger RNA of Leptopilina heterotoma, 2295 nucleotides long. Its product is annotated as ATP-binding cassette sub-family G member 1-like. Bases 283 to 2172 code for a protein of 629 amino acids. The transcript has 12 exons. Gene Ontology annotation, cellular component: plasma membrane. Gene Ontology annotation, molecular function: ABC-type transporter activity; ATP hydrolysis activity; ATP binding. NCBI's taxonomy places the organism in Eukaryota, Metazoa, Arthropoda, Insecta, Hymenoptera, Figitidae. The record is from RefSeq and is a predicted model, not a curated record.